CUUUUUCCGUUGGGCUUACUUUGUUUGCUGUGCCAUCAUGAGCGGAUCCAAAGCGUCGAAUAAAUUGGAAACAUGGGGAAAUGAAACGACUAUGAACUUGAAUGCUAUUCUUUACAAGAACAUUCUCGCUUCACCGUAUUUCAAGUCUCUCUAUGAAAAAAAGACAUUCCACGAAAUGGUAGAUGAAAUUUACAACCAAGUCUAUAACUUGUCGCCAUUUCUCAAGGGAACCAUGCCGUCCACUGCGUUUGUUUGUUUGUUUAAGAUGUGGACACUGCGUUUAACCGUGAAACAGAUCGAGAAUAUGAUUGACCACCCGGAUUCUCCUUAUAUUCGUGCCAUCGGCUUCCUGUAUCUUCGUUACGUAUGUGCUCCGGCUCAAUUGUGGGAUUGGUUUUCUUAUUAUUUGGAGGACGAUGAAGAAUUGGAUUUGUCUGGUGGUCCUAAACCGGAGAAAUCGACAAUUGGUAAGCUGUGUCGCUUGUUAAUUACGGAACAAAAGUAUCAAGGCACCAUGUUACCUCGCAUUCCUGUUCCAAUUGCGCGCGAUCUUGCCAAAAAGCUGGAGGAUUAUGAUGCGGAAAUGAAGGGUCAAAAGCAUGAAAGCGAACGUGACAACCGUCGAUUCGAUGACCGGGAUCGAGGCGGUUCCAGAUACCGCCGUGACCACUCUCGUAGCCAAAGUCCUCGACGACGAGAUCGUGGGGAUGAUCGACGACGACAACGUGAUUUCAGAAAUGAUAUAGAUGAUUAUGAACGACGUCGUGGACACAGUCGUCAACGAGAUCGUAGUCGGUCAAGGGACCGACGUUCAAGGUACAAAGAUGAUGAUCGAUCUUACAGACGCAGAAGAAGUAUCAGUCCUCGCGAUCGGUAUCGAUCCCGUUCUCGUUCACGAUCUACCGACCGCGGUAGCCGUCAUUCUUAUCGACCCAGUGGCAGUGAUCGUUCCCGAUCCUAUUCGAGAGACCGCUAAAAACGGGGCCACCAAUAUGAAAAUCAAUAGUACAUCGAAUUAAAAAAAAAAAAAAAUACUGUACACAGAACAGCCAACGAAAUUGUUGCAACAUGCACCUGAACCUCCCAUUUGCUCUCUAUAUGAAAUAGAAGUCCAUUUUUCCCAUCAAGCCUUCCGAAAACUUUCUACCCUUUAUAUGGUAACGGCGAGGGAUUAUCUUUGGGCAGGUGGAGGUUGCGGUGUUUAGGUUCAAAAUGGAUGAAGAAAAAAAAAUAUAGGUAAACCAGCAAUGUUACGGUAGGGUCAACAGUAAACUGUGCAAAGAAAAAAGAAAGAACGAGAGCAAAUGUGGUGAAAAAAAAGGGAAAAAAAAGGAUAAAAAGGGAAAAAGAAAGCGUAAUCCAAAUGAGAACGUCCAUAAACAAG
Molecule: messenger RNA, 1384 nt
Organism: Radiomyces spectabilis
Lineage: Eukaryota; Fungi; Mucoromycota; Mucoromycetes; Mucorales; Radiomycetaceae
Product: PRP38 family-domain-containing protein
Exons: 7
Coding region: 38-976 (312 amino acids)
Cellular component (GO): precatalytic spliceosome
Source: RefSeq, a predicted model, not a curated record